This is a messenger RNA of Aspergillus udagawae, 1743 nucleotides long. Its product is annotated as stromal membrane-associated protein. Gene Ontology annotation, biological process: intra-Golgi vesicle-mediated transport; endocytosis; endoplasmic reticulum to Golgi vesicle-mediated transport. The transcript has 5 exons. Bases 1 to 1743 code for a protein of 580 amino acids. The record is from RefSeq and is a predicted model, not a curated record. Gene Ontology annotation, molecular function: metal ion binding; GTPase activator activity. Gene Ontology annotation, cellular component: Golgi apparatus. NCBI's taxonomy places the organism in Eukaryota, Fungi, Ascomycota, Eurotiomycetes, Eurotiales, Aspergillaceae.
AUGUCUCGACGUGCGACUCCUUCCCAGGCUGCCCAGAACCAGCAGAUAAUCAAGAACCUGCUGAAAAUCGAGUGCAAUAAGAUAUGUGCUGAUUGCAAGCGCAACAAGCAUCCGCGAUGGGCCUCAUGGAAUUUGGGAAUCUUCAUAUGUAUCCGUUGCUCGGGCAUCCAUAGGGGGAUGGGCACCCAUAUCAGCCGGGUGAAGUCUGUGGAUCUCGAUUCGUGGACCGAUGAACAACUCCAGAGUGUGAUCCGAUGGGGCAAUGCUAGAGCGAACAAAUACUGGGAAGCCAAACUGGCGCCUGGUCACGUCCCCUCGGAAGCUAAGAUCGAGAACUUCAUUCGCACCAAAUAUGAAUCGAAGCGAUGGGUUAUGGAUGGGCCAAUGCCCGACCCGGCAACGUUGGAUGUGGGUGACGACAACGUGCCUCUUGCAGUCGUCCAGGAAAAGGCAAAGAUCGAGCGUUCGUCCUCUCAACGAGUAGCAAAUGCUAGCCAACCUCCGAUCACACACCGGCCCCAAGCAUCUAUUGACUUCUUCGGUGAUGACGAGCCAAUUACUCCGCCGGUUCGCCCUAGCACCACAGAUCCCACCCCGCGGAUCGCUGCGCCCAGGCAACAGUCGCAAUCACAGCCUGCCGCAAAGCCGGCUCGACCGGGUGAUUCGUUGCUCGGACUCGAUUUCUUCGGAAGCGCUCAGCCCGCUACCACCAACCGUCCAGCCAGCACCGCAUCUACCCCUGGUGGCUCGGCCGGAAUGUCUCGACCUGAUCUGAAACAAUCAAUCCUGUCUCUUUAUUCCAAGCCCCAGCCUCCCGCGCAACAUGAGCGCCAGUCUUCGUUUGGGGAUUUAGCAUCUCCGGCUCCGCAAUCGGCGUCUUCCAACUUGGGCGGUCUGACCGAUGCCUUCAGCGGACUGAGCUUCCCUUCGACUACUUCUCCGCCGCCUUCCAAGCCGGCUGAAAAGCCCUCGCCUUUUGCCAAUUUGACGAGCUUCGCCAGCACCAAAUCCACUCCGGCGGCUCCCAAGGUCACGUCACCUACCACCUCCGCCAGCAGUGGCUUCGGUGGCGGUCUCUUUGACAGUCUUACCUCUCCGACUAUCCCGCCUGCCAAGCCUCAACUGCAGUCCCGUGCCGAUUCCAUCUCCAAUAGCCAUGAUUUGGGUUUCUCCAGCUUUGCCUCGGCUUCCUCGCCCAAGCCGAACCCUCCACGAUCAUCCUUCUCCAACGAUCUCUUCGGACUCUCUUCACCCCCUGCUCCUGCAGCUCCUGCAGCUGCACCGCCUAUGGCAGCGUCGCCUCAGCAGGAGCUGAAAUCCGCUUUCAACCUGAGCAGCCCGGCUCCUGCUCCUGCUUCAGCCCCAGCUCCCAAACCGGUAACCUCGACAUCCACAGCCUCUGUCGCGAGCAUGAUCCCCAACGUGGACCCGUGGGGUGGUAACGAAUGGAGCACUCCCGAACCCGCUGCCCCUGCCCCAUCCACCUCAACCAUGAUGAAGGUCCCGGACACACUGACAGCCAACGACAUUGGCGCCGGCUGGGGAGCCCCGGCCGCCCCCGCCGCAAGCUCGAAACCCGCGCCCACCGUAACCGCUGACGAAGACUUUGGCGGUUGGGCCAGUGCCGCACCUGUCCCGACUACAACCACAACAACCACGACCACGACGACCUCGAGCGCUCCCCCUAAACCGGCUGGCGGGUUUGGCGGAGCUGAUGAUCUAUUCUCUAAUGUUUGGCAAUAG